Messenger RNA from Oryzias latipes (Japanese medaka), 4987 nucleotides. RefSeq names its product pleckstrin homology domain containing, family H (with MyTH4 domain) member 2 (gene plekhh2). The record is from RefSeq and is a predicted model, not a curated record. Gene Ontology annotation, cellular component: cytoplasm; cytoskeleton. Gene Ontology annotation, molecular function: actin binding. Gene Ontology annotation, biological process: negative regulation of actin filament depolymerization. Lineage: Eukaryota; Metazoa; Chordata; Actinopteri; Beloniformes; Adrianichthyidae.
AUCCCCAACUUUAGCUGAGCUGAAAUAAAAAGCUGAGGGAUAGACAGAAAAUUACCGUUUUUUACUAGUCAACAGCAUCUUUCUGCUCAUAUUUAACGUCAAAAUCGCGACGGCUCGAUACGAGAUGACGUGAAGACUCAUUAAAGAGGCAGUUGUAUAUCAGGCAACAUGGCGGAAGGGGAGGAGUCCAUGAGCCAGGAGGACUGGAAGGAGAAGUGCAUGGUUUUGGAGACGCUGCUUCUGAAAUUUAGAGUCCAGAUCAUCAAGAUCCGGGAACUCACGGCAGAUAAGAUUCAGCAGCUGGAGACUCAGGUGAUAGAUGCAGAAAAACGAGCUUUUACUGCACAACAGCAGGCGCAGUGGAUGGAGGAGAAGCUCAAGGCUCCAGAAGGUCCGUGUGGAGACGCAGAGGUGCGCUUGUUUCAGCAGUGCCAGGAGCUGCAGGCCUCACUGCACAAGAAGGAGCACCACAUCGCACAGCUGGAGCAACAGCUGGAGGAGCAGAAACAGAUCCGACUUCAAGAUGCCAAAACAGUGGAGGAGAAAGCAGCUAAAAUCAAGGAAUGGGUGAUGAUGAAACUAUCUGAGUUUGAGGCUGAGAAUGCAGCAUUGAGAGAAACCAACAAGCUACAGGAGGCCCAGAUCCUGGACUUACAGAAACAACUUCAAGCAUUUGAGCAGAAACCGAGCGGUGGGCGUGGAUUCCUGGACUGUCCAGGGGAAGCUCAGCGCCUCAGCAGCCUGACCUUUGGCUGUUUCCAGGUGAGAGGGAAAAACCCACAGGUCCUCUCUGGACCUUCUCCCUCCCAGAGGAGCCUGGGUGUGCAGGGAGAGACUGAGGACAGAGAGGAAGCUGUGACCAGCAGAAAGCAGACUUCCUCCCCAGACAAGGAAAUCCAAAAGCCAAAUCAAGCGGAAACACCUGAAAACCACAGUCAAAGCCCUCUUGAACCUGAGUCUACUGGGUCCUCCUCUGCACUCCCUCCUGCUGUAUCGGAGGGGGGAGCCCUGCGCGAGGCCCGCGAGGGGGCUUCGGGCCUGGAGCUCAGUCGACCCGGCAGUGAGACCUACCUGACGGCUUCGGACGACAGCAGCUCUGUGUUUGGCGAUGACAUGCAGCGGGCGGAGCGCCCCCGCCUCAGCCUGCUGGAGUCAUGUGACGGGGACAUGUGUAAGGACGAGAGGGAGGGGGGGCACCCGGCCAAGCUCGUCUCGGGCGACCUCAACGAGAGGUUCCAGUCUCAGACGCUUGACUCCUCCUCCUCCUCCAGUGAACCAAACACCCCCAGUCCUAUCCUCACCCCCGCUCUCACACCCAAGCGACCCACCACACCCCAGGACCCCAGAGACAACCCCGCUCUGCCCAAACAGCCCCGCCUCAGGACCCCGGCAAGCGCAGGGUCCAUCAGUGUCUCCUUGGCAAAGAAACACCUGAGUCAGCCAGCAGUCAGCAGUGAGGCAACAUACGGUCAAACACGCAACGCCCUCAGCAUGCUCCGCCCACUCCGACCACAGGAAACAGACAUCGACCAGCUGCUGGAAGCAGAUCAUGAGACGAGCUCAGAGGGGCCAGACUGUGAGGCCUCGGCCCCCGGCAGCAAGCCUCCCACCCCCCCACUUCACAGACUGCCCUCCUGGGAGAGUCGUAUCUAUGCAGUUGCUAAAUCAGGAAUCAGACUGUCUGACACGUCCUGCUCAAAGUCAUCAAGCAAAGACUCAUCUCUGCAGUCGACCUGUCCUGCCUUUGAGCAGUACACGUCCCUCAUCUAUAAAAACAUGACGACACCAGUUUACACGAGGCUAAAGGGGAAAGCCACUCUGCUGAGCUGCAGUCCGUUUUCAGACGAGUCCUCCAGCUCUGAGGAGUCCUCCAGCUCAGGAGAGGAGGACGGGUCCCUCUGCAGCUCCCACACCUCCUCCAGCUCCAGAAAGGACAGCAGCCCAGGCAGCCCUCGGUCUCUGAAGAGAGGCGUGUCCAUGUCUUCAGUGGCGUCGGAGAGCGACUACGCCAUUCCUCCUGAUGCUUACUCCACCGACACCGAGUGUUCUGAACCUGAACAGAAGCUGCCGAAGACCUGCUGCUCCGCCAGUGACAACGGGAAGGCUGUGAGUGUCACUGGGCUGACACUGACUGGAGACUCAAUGGAGAAGUCAGGAUACCUGUUAAAAAUGGUCAAAACCUGGAAGAAAACCUGGAAGAGACGCUGGUUUGUCCUCAAGGAUGGAGAGCUUUUGUACUACAAGUCACCCAGUGAUGUGAUCAGGAAACCUCAAGGUCAAAUUGAGGUCAAUGGAACCAGCAGCAUCGGCCGUGGAGAAGCGAAGCAAGUUCUCCAGAUCGUGACCGGGAAGCAUGUUUGCUACCUGAAGGCCGACUCUCCCAACCUCCUGGAGGAGUGGCUGCGGGUGCUGCAGAUCGUGCUGCGGGUGAAGACUGCGAGUCCUCUGUUCACUCAGCCGGACGUCCGCCCUGUCAUGAAGGGGACGCUCAUCAAGGUGAAGCACGGAUACUCCAAGCGGGUUUACUGUGCUCUGAUUGGCAAGACUUUGUACUACUUCCGCAGCCAGGAGGACAAGCAGUUCCCGCUUGGUCAGAUUAAGCUUUGGGAGGCCCGGGUGGAGGAGGUGGACAGGUCAAGGGGUUUGGAUGACAUCCUGAAAGAAUGUGGGCGGAGCCUUCAGUCUGCACCCUUCAUCUUAUCCAUCCACCCACAGGACCAAGGUCUAACCUACUUGCUUGUUGAAUCCCGGAACGAAAAGGAAUCGUGGCUGUAUCAUCUGUCGGUAGCAGCCGGCACCACUGUGGGAAAAGUUGGAACUGAGUUUGAGCAACUGGUAGGAAAACUUUUCCAGGAGGACGGGGAUCCAAACUCCCAGAUCUGGAACCAUCCCAUGUUAGUGUUCAGUAAAGAGGCGCUGCUGUCCCCGCUCACCACUCUGCCCUCUCAGGCCCUGCAGACAGAGGCUGUCAAACUCUUCAAGACGUGUCAGCUCUUCAUCAACGUGGCCAUCGAUGCCCCAGCAAUCGACUACCAUGUCUCGCUGGCUCAGAGCGCCCUGCAGGUCUGUCUGGCUCAUCCUGAGCUUCAGAACGAGAUCUUCUGCCAGCUCAUCAAGCAGACGCGCAAGAGGCAGCCGCAUGCCCAGCCAGGACCCCUGCAGGGUUGGCAGUUUCUGGCCUUGUGCGUUGGACUCUUCCUGCCUCAGCAUCCUUUUUUCUGGUUGCUCCAAGUUCACCUACAGAAACACGGAGACUCCAGGACAGAGGUGGGAAAGUAUGCAAUCUACUGCCAGCGCUCCAUGGAGCGCACCCAGCUGAGGGGAGGGAGACAGGCCCGGCCGUCCCGGAUGGAGAUCCUGUCCAUCCUCCUGAGGAACCCCUACCACCACUCGCUGCCUUUCAGCGUCCCCGUUCACUUCCUCAACAACACGUACCAGGUGGUGAGCUUUGAUGCGUCCACAACGGUAGACGAGUUUCAGUGUCGCCUCAACCUGGAUACCGGCAUGAGGAAAACCGGACUGUCUGGUUUUGCUCUGUACACCGAUGAUCCCUCUGGGCGGGAACUGGAACACUGCGUGCAAGGAGGCAUCAAGAUCUGUGAUAUUAUCUCCAAAUGGGAGCAGGCCUCAAAGGAGAACCUCUCUGCCAAGUCCGACACCACCAGGAGUGUCCGUCUCACUUACAAAAACAGACUGUACUUCUCCCUUCAGAUGAGAGGGGAGUCUGACAGGGAGAGGCUGCUGCUGGCGUAUCAGACCAGCGAGGCCAUUGUGACGGGACGCUUUCCUGUCAACAAGGAGCUGGCUCUGGAGAUGGCUGCGCUGCUCGCACAGGUGGAGUUUGGAGACUUCGAGCGGCCCUUCUCGGCUCCCGGAUCAGCCCAGACCAAGUCAAACCAGACCAUGAAGCAGGUGCUGGACCGAUUCUACCCCAAACACUACCGCAGGACCACAUCAGAGCAGCAGCAGAGACAGCUGCUGCAGAGCCUGUCUACGCGGUGGGCCUCGCUCAGGGGGCGGACCUCCUCCGAGUGCGUCCGGACCUACCUGACGGUUGCUCGCAAGUGGCCCUUUUUUGGUGCCAAACUGUUUGAGGCAGAGUCCAUCACUCCUUCUCCAGAGGUGGGGGCCCGUGUUUGGCUGGCGGCGCACGAACACGGCGUCGGCGUUCUGGAGUACGCCUCCAUUAAACUGUUGGUGUCCCACCCCUACAAGAACCUGAUGACAUUCGGGGGCUGCAAGCAGGACUUCAUGCUGGUGGUGGGUCACAGCAGCGGUUCCAACGCCGCCAAGAACAAGCCGACGGAGAAGCAUCUGUUUGCCAUGGAAACCUCUGAGAUCCGGGAGAUCACGCUCCUCAUCUCCAGCUACAUCAACAGCGCGCAUCAACAGAAGGCCGCCGCCCAUCACCUCUCCGCCCCAGCUCUGAUGGUGGCGUAGCCCAGGGAGAUCCCCCAAAACCCUCCAAAAAAGGCUUCAACUACCGCCACCAGGCCUUUGCUGCUACCAAAACACAAAGGAAGCAGAAUCUUCCCGACGUGGGGCAUUAAAGGCUGAUUCCUUGUUUUUAAAUGCAAACUUAUAGCCAUGUUGUUUUUUUAGAUUACUUUUCAAGGUAUUUGGAGUUUAUAAGCACUUUCAUGUGUUUAGUUUACACAAAACAUUUCAACUCAAAGGAAAGAUUAGAGCAGAAAAAGGGCAAAUUUCAAAUAAAGUUUGAGUUUCUAUUUGUAUAAAUCCUGUCACUCCUGCAUUAAUGGUAGCAUCUUCUGAUGAAGGAUUUAGAACUAGAGGUGGGCUCAUUUCAUUGUAAUUAAGUAUGUUUUCCUUUUAAUUUAAGAGUAAAUUUCUGAUAAAGAAUCUGUUCUCUAUAUUGGCCAAAUUGGGAAAUGUUUUGUCUGUAAUUUUCUUUAUUUAUUUCUCACUCAAAUAAAAGUCCCAUUUUUGCCCCCAAUAAAGCAGCUUUUUAUGGUCUGCAGACACCAAA